Cryptococcus wingfieldii CBS 7118 is the source of this 696-nucleotide messenger RNA. RefSeq names its product splicing factor U2AF 35 kDa subunit. The transcript is spliced from 5 exons. Bases 1 to 696 code for a protein of 231 amino acids. Gene Ontology annotation, molecular function: pre-mRNA 3'-splice site binding; metal ion binding. Gene Ontology annotation, cellular component: spliceosomal complex; U2AF complex. Gene Ontology annotation, biological process: mRNA splicing, via spliceosome. Lineage: Eukaryota; Fungi; Basidiomycota; Tremellomycetes; Tremellales; Cryptococcaceae. The record is from RefSeq and is a predicted model, not a curated record.
AUGGCCUCUUUCUCUGGAAACCUCUUCGGCACCGAGCAAGAUCGCGUCAACUGCUCUUUCUACCUCAAAAUCGGCGCGUGCAGACACGGGGACAGGUGCUCAAGAAAACACAUCAAGCCCCAAUUCUCCCAGACGAUAUGUCUCCCCAAUGUAUACAACAACCCUGCCCACACCCCCGAAGGGCAGAAUAUGUCGAACGCAGAGUUACAGGCGGAUUUCGACAGGUUCUAUGAAGACUUCUUCAUAGAACUGGCCAAAUACGGCAAUGUCCUUGAAAUGAUCGUUUGUGAUAACGUCGGGGACCAUCUCCUCGGAAACGUCUACGCCAAGUACGAAUAUGAGGCCGAGGCUGCCCGCGCCGUCCGAGAGCUCAACGAUAGAUGGUACGCCAUGAGGCCGCUCCUCUGUGAACUGUCGCCAGUGACGGAUUUCCGAGAGAGCUGUUGUCGACAGAAUGAGAUGGGAGAGUGCAAGCGUGAAGGGUUCUGCAAUUUCAUGCACCUGUGCCACCCAACAAAAUCACUCGUUGGUGCUAUCCAAGCAUCCCAACGCGUUUCCCGAAGACACAACCGCAACAAAUCGCACGAAGAAGGGGAGAACGGCGGAGAUAUGGGGUGGACACCGAAUGCCGCUGGAGGACAGGGAUGGAUGCCUCCGGCCGAGGAUCUGGGAUGGAUGCCGGGAAGCAGGAGGUAG